Messenger RNA from Ceratosolen solmsi marchali, 712 nucleotides. RefSeq lists its product as uncharacterized. The transcript is spliced from 4 exons. Lineage: Eukaryota; Metazoa; Arthropoda; Insecta; Hymenoptera; Agaonidae. Bases 136 to 696 code for a protein of 186 amino acids. The record is from RefSeq and is a predicted model, not a curated record.
CUUACAAUCAGUGACAAAUCCAUGUUGUUGUCGGCCAGUUGAUAUCGCUUCUCGCUCUUCCACGAGCGCCACCUUUUUUCAAACAUUUAAGUGCAAUUAUAAAAUUACUCUUAGUCAUCAUGAGAAACGGUGAUUAUGAAUAAUUUAUAUUUUAUACACGGUCGGGAUAUGAUCCAACGCAUGACCAGAAGCCAGGACAGCAGUUUUCUUUGUUUGCUGGCAAUCUAUGCUGCACAUGUCGUACUUUUUCAUGUGUUUGAUGUCAUGCCAUUUUUCGGUACGACGAAUUUUCGUCUGAACGAGAUGGCGAAAUCGCACUUUGAUCGGAUAAUGUUUAAAGACAAUAAUAAUACCAACGUUACAAACACUAAGAACAAAAACAAUAACAACGUAUUUGAAAAAGGAGAUGUAAAAAGUUCAUUAUAUUUCAGAGACCUACAGAGGGAACAAUCUAAACAUGAGUUACAGAAAUCCUUAAGAUGUUUUCAAUGUCAAUGUGACAGGUUUAAAAGUCAUCAUGUGAUUUGUUAUUCAAAAGUCAAUUUUAAUUAUUUUUUUAGAUCAAUUUGGAUUCAUCAAAUUAAAAAUGCCGUAAAUAUUUUUGCUACUUUUGCUCUAAGUUCCUCAACCUGGGGAAUAAUUAGUGGUUGUGCAAUUUUUUUACUUACGAAUGCAGAUCCGCAGAAUACUCUGUAAAUAUAUUGCUUGUGUA